Danio aesculapii is the source of this 2314-nucleotide messenger RNA. RefSeq names its product gastrula zinc finger protein XlCGF8.2DB-like. The coding region runs from base 105 to 1079 and encodes 324 amino acids. The transcript is spliced from 3 exons. NCBI's taxonomy places the organism in Eukaryota, Metazoa, Chordata, Actinopteri, Cypriniformes, Danionidae. Gene Ontology annotation, biological process: regulation of transcription by RNA polymerase II. The record is from RefSeq and is a predicted model, not a curated record. Gene Ontology annotation, molecular function: RNA polymerase II cis-regulatory region sequence-specific DNA binding; DNA-binding transcription factor activity, RNA polymerase II-specific. Gene Ontology annotation, cellular component: nucleus.
CAUCAGGCUGCGCUGCAUUCUGCUGAGAUCGCUAAUGAUCGACGAAGAAAGGAGGAAAGAGAAAAACUCCUGCUGAAGCGACUGAUCUCCACACUCUUAUAAACAUGGCGUUUAUUAAAGAGGAGAGUGAAGACCUGAAGAUUGAAGACACAUUCAGAGUCAAAUAUGAAGAUUCGCAGGAGCAAACAGAUCCGAUAAUGCUGAAGGAGGAGAAUCAAGAUUUGAAUGAUUUGAAUACUGAAGAUCUGCACAGAAAUCAUUUCAUGACUGGAGAGGGAUCUUUUAGAUGCCCACAAACAGAAAAUUCUUCCUCACAAACAACAAACAAAUGUUAUGAGUGUGAAAAAGGGUUCGAACAUAAAAAGAACUUUAAACAGCACAUGCUAACGCACUUUAUAGAUGGCUGUUUUAUAUGCCAGAAGUGUGGAAGGAGAUGCAAAAACUGGAGAACCUUUGAGAAACACAUCAAAGUUCACACUGGAGAAAAACCUUUCAGCUGCCAACAGUGUCCAAAGACUUUUGCUCGAAAGGAUAAACUCAAACUCCACAUGAGAGUUCACACCGGAGAGAAACCCUUCACAUGCCAAGAGUGUGGAAAAAGUUUUGCUCAAAAAGGAUACCUCAAAAUCCACAUGAGAUUUCACUCCGGAGAGAAGCCUUUCACCUGCCCAGAGUGUGGGAAGAGCUUCAUUCAACAAGGAGACCUAACAGUCCACAUGAGGAUUCACACUGGAGAAAAGCCUUACACUUGCCAACAGUGCGGGAAGGGUUUUUCUCACACUUUAAGCCUUAAUAUCCACAUGAGAGUUCACACCGGAGAAAAGCCUUUUACAUGUCAACAGUGUGGGAAGAGUUUUAGUCAGCUAGUGGGCCUUAAAUUCCACAUGAGAAUUCACACUGGAGAAAAACCCUUCAGCUGCCAGCAGUGUGGAAAGAGUUUCAGAGUAAAGACGAACCUUACAGCGCACAUGAUCGUUCACACUGGAGAAAAGACUUUCACCUGCCAGGAGUGUGGUGCGAGUUUCAGAGUUCGAAAGAAACUGUCUUCUCACAUGAGAGUUCACGGGUUGUCAGAGUAAGAAGUCUGAAGAGACUUUUGCAAAUUCAUUCAUUCAGCAGCUCUGAGUGUAGUAAGAGGAUUAAAAACAAGUGAUUUCCAAACUCACUUGUGCCCAAACUCUCAUGGUAAUAGGGUCCUUGAAAACACGUUCAACAAAUUUUCGUCCACAGAAAGCCUUACUUAUUUUUCCUGUCCAAAUAUGCACACUUGUGGUCUUGGCCACCUGAGUGGAACUCCAUUUCCCACAAUCUCCUGCUCUGAUUACUCACUCGCCUGUUCCCCAUUGUCUGGACUAUUUAAGCCACACUGGAGCUCCCGCUCAUUGCGAAGUCUAGUUUUUCCUGGCUGACAUCACCAAGGGUUUUCCUACUUUGGAUCUCUGUGUUUGACUCUAGACUGCUCUCUUGUUCUGUGAUUGUUUAUGCUGCAUGCCCUUGACCGCCUGCUUUGAUAUAUGGGCUGUUUCUCAAUAUGCGAUCUUCAGCGGUCUUGCGUCCUCGUGUUCUCUAACGCCAUCAUCAGCUGCCAAAGUUCAGUUCCAAUACUCAAGACCGCAAGAACGGAGGACGCGUGAAACUUCCCGGAUGUGAUCUUGAUGUCGAGGAUGCAACGAUGCAGACUUGAGCGCCGAUCUUGCUCUAGAAGUCCCAGAAGUCAUUGCGACUGGAGUUCAGAGAUAUCACUUAUUUACCUCAGGAGUUUCCCUAAAUGAAACGGUAAAAGUAAACAUUACCAUGGACAUCUUAAUAAAGGGAUAAACACAUUAAGGGUGUUUGUUUGCUGAAAUUCAUUUUAUUUAUGUUGUGCAAUGUUUAUUUAUAAUGUUUUUAUGCAUAGUAUAUAUUUUGAAAGGGGAAAAACAAUAAAUCGUAUGAAUGUUGUAAUGUUUAAAUAAUUUUCUAUUAAAAAACACGUGAAGGUCACGUGACCAUCAGGAAGAACGCAGCAUCUCAUUCCUCACUGGACGCGUUCUCUGUUCUCGCGGCUUCCCGAGUUCCUUCUUUCGAGGACACCUGGCAAGACCGGUCUCCACAAGAACGCAAGUCCGUUCUCUGCGUUCUUGGAAUUGAGAAACAGCCCCAGUUUUCUCUCUAUGGCUGUAUCCGAGAUCGCCUCUUAUACACUAAUGAAUUGUCAAUCAUACUGAAUGAAUCAUAACGAACUAAUGAAUCAUGCACUAGUGAAUGGGAACACUGAGAACAUUAAUGUCGAUUGUGUUUGCUGUUUGAUGAAAAUAAAAUAACGUUGGCCGUG